Molecule: messenger RNA, 1741 nt
Organism: Punctularia strigosozonata HHB-11173 SS5
Lineage: Eukaryota; Fungi; Basidiomycota; Agaricomycetes; Corticiales; Punctulariaceae
Product: cytochrome P450
Exons: 8
Coding region: 1-1587 (528 amino acids)
Molecular function (GO): oxidoreductase activity, acting on paired donors, with incorporation or reduction of molecular oxygen; monooxygenase activity; iron ion binding
Source: RefSeq, a predicted model, not a curated record
AUGUCUAUCAUCCACAGUCUCUACGUGCAAUCCGCCAGCCUCGUCUUCGUGGGCUUGGGUGUAUAUUUCCUGCGCAAGUUGUUCACGACUCGCCGUGACGACGUGCCUGGCUUACCUUCCCCACCAUCGGAGGAGGCAAGCUGGAUCUGGGGUCAUGAGCGCCAGGUCUGGGAUCAUGGCGCGGCCGAGAUGCACUCCAAAUGGGCCAGCGUUAUAGGCACGCUGUUCAGGAUCAAGGCCGCCCUCCGCCACCCCGAUAUCAUUAUCGCGGCUGAUCGCGUGUCCGCCCAACAUAUUUUGCAGAACACAGACACCUAUGUCAUGGCCGACGCUCUCCGGAAGCCAGCGGCUAAUUUAAUCGGUAAAGGCGUCGUAUGGGCUCUCGGCGAACAACACAAGCGUAUGCGCCGCGUUUUGGCCCCGUCGUUCAGUCCGGAAAGUAUCAAACGUAUGGCCGGUGACGUUUUCGACUGUGCUGAGAAGCUCGAAUCACGCUUGAUGACCGAUAUCAUGUCAAAAUCCGUCAACGGGAACUCCAUCAACAUAGCCCCGUACAUCUCCGCAUGCGCGUUGGAUAUUAUCGGUCGCGUCGCCUUUGGGCACGACUUUAGCGCUCAGUCCACCCCUCCUUCCGAAGAUGCGAGGCGAAUUUUCACGAGCUGGCACGACAUCAUCGUGGACGCCACAUCUGAACAGAUGUUCGUUGCGCUCCCGGUCAUACGGAUGCUGCCCUGGCUCACGGAUCUGCCGAUUCCCGCCUUACGUGCACAAGGAAUCACCAACCAAAUCGUGCGCCGCAUUGCCCACAAGCUAAUCGCCAACGCUCGUCUCGACAGCGUUGUGAAGGGCAAUGACGUACUGAGCAUGCUGCUGCGCAGCGUUGAGAAGGAGAAAGGCGGUCUCUCGGACGAAGAAAUCAUCGAAAACAUCAUCACUUUCACUAUGGUCGGCCACGAGACGACUGCAGGAUCUAUCAAUUUCACGCUCCUUGCCUUAUCUCGCAACCCGGCGGCGCAGGAGAAACUCCGCACCGAAAUUCGCCAGCAAGGAAGCCUUUCCUACGACUCCAUCCAGAAACUCGAAUACCUCGACGCCGUCGUCCGGGAAGCGCUCCGAGUACAUCCCGCCUCGCCACAGACAGAGCGCGUAACCACCCAGGACGAUGUCAUUCCUCUCGGCAAGCCGAUUACAAAGCCAGACGGCACGGUCAUGGACUCCGUUCACGUCUCGGCUGGACAGAUUAUCAUCAUUCCGUUCAAAACCAUCAACACGGACGCUACGGUUUGGGGGCCUGACGCAACGGAGUUCAAGCCAGAGAGAUGGCUUACUCCCGGUGGCAUCCCCUCCCCCGCCGACCUGCCUCGCGGCUGGAGCGGACUCCUCUCCUUCAGCGACGGCCCGCGCAACUGUCUCGGGUUCAGACUAGCUGUGCUCGAGUUCAAGGUCAUGCUGGCGAUGCUCAUCCGGUCCUUCAAGUUCGAGGAUGUCGGAAGCGCCGUCGUUCCCAAGAUUGCGCCUACUUUGCAACCCAUCGCGGACGGCCGGCCAGCCGUCAUGCCCCUCCGCAUCACACCCGUCAUGGAGUAAUCACCUCGUUGCUGAUCUUUACUCGUCGUCAGCUUGCAGCUGGUGUACAUUCGAUCAAUACCUUCACUGUGCUUUGCUUGCUGUGGAACCUUCGUCGCUCUUUACCGCAUCUAAUUUAUCUGUUCAUCGCUCUCGUCAUCUGGUAGUACUUGCC